Messenger RNA from Gopherus evgoodei (Goodes thornscrub tortoise), 5789 nucleotides. It is a transcript of the gene TMPRSS7, whose product is annotated as transmembrane serine protease 7. Bases 78 to 4469 code for a protein of 1463 amino acids. Gene Ontology annotation, biological process: proteolysis. Lineage: Eukaryota; Metazoa; Chordata; Testudines; Testudinidae. Gene Ontology annotation, cellular component: plasma membrane. The transcript is spliced from 33 exons. The record is from RefSeq and is a predicted model, not a curated record. Gene Ontology annotation, molecular function: protein binding; serine-type endopeptidase activity.
ACAUAGAAUUUCUCCCGGAAUAUAGGCAGAAGGAGUCAAGAGAAUUCCUCUCAGUGGCACACAAUGUGCAGCAAGUGAUGAACUUGGUUUACACAACCUCUGCCUUCUCCAAAUUUUAUAAACAGUCCAUUGUUUCUGAUGUCAGUAACAACAACAAUGGAGGCCUUCUUAUUCAUUUCUGGAUCGUAUUUGUGGUACCACAGGCUAAAGGCCAAGUGUUCUGUGAGGACUGUGUGGCUGCCAUUUUAAAGGACUCUGUUCAGACAAGUAUCAUCAACCGGACCUCAGUGGGGAGCCUUCAAGGGCUUGCAGUCGACAUGGACUCCAUCGUGUUGAGUGCUGGGCUACGAUCAGAUUAUUCAUCAACAACUGGAACAGGAACAAAUUGCAUAUACGAUCUAUAUGCAGAUCGUCUGCAUCAGCACUUUCCACUGGACAUUACUGCUACCUCUGGGAGGAUGAUUUGUUAUUUCAAACUGAAUGCAUUAGUGGGCCAUCUAAUUCGUCUCUCAGUAGCAUCUAUUCACAUUGAAGCAGAUAACUGCAUCACUGACUCACUGACCAUUUAUGACUCUUUGAUGCCAAUCAAAAGUAAGAUACUCUACCGAAUUUGUGAACCAACCAUCUCAUUAAUGUCAUUUGUUUCCACAAAUAACUUGAUGCUGGUAAUGUUUAAGUCAACACAAAUACAGCAACCAAAGGAAGUUCAUGGGUACUUCGAGGUCAUUAAACAAGAAAAAUGUGGAAAAAUGAUAUUGGCAAAAGAGAAAACUGGCUUUGAGGGGCGAAUUGGGAGUCCAUAUUAUCCAAGCUACUAUCCUCCAAAAUGUAUUUGUACGUGGAACUUUCAGACUCCUCAGAAGAGCCUGGGUAUAGCACUGAAGUUUCAUAACUACACUAUCAGUGAGAAGAGCAUCAAGGGCUGUGAGCGGGGAUGGUGGAGAAUUAAUGAACGCAUGUACUGUGGUUACUACAUUGAUCACCAAACAAUUUUCCGUGUGGCAAGCUCUAUAGUUAACAUUGAGCUUCAGUGUAGUUCCAAGCUUUCAGAGCAGCCGCUUCUGGUAGAAUAUGGCAGCUACAACAUCAGCCAGCCAUGUCCAGCCGAGUACUUCAGAUGUUCCACUGGCCUAUGCAUUGAGCAGGCUCGGCGCUGUGAUGGCAUCAAUGACUGCUUUGAUGAAAGUGAUGAACUCUUUUGUGCUGUGUCCAAAGAGAACUGUAAUGCCAGCUUCUUGAUGCAGUAUACUUCACUUGCCUGCAAUGGAAUACGUGACUGUGAGGAUGGCAGAGAUGAGCAGAACUGCACCAAAAGUAUUCCUUGCACCAACCAUACUUUCAAAUGCAGAGAUAAUAUCUGCAUUAGAAAGCAAAAUGCAAAGUGUGAUGGGACAGCGGAUUGUCUUGAUGGAAGUGAUGAAAGUAAUUGCAGCUGUGGCAGCAGUAAAAUCAGCAAUAUCUACCAUCGAAUCAUAGGAGGCUCUGAUGCACAAGAAGGUGAAUGGCCCUGGCAAGUCAGCCUCCAUUUUGUUGGAGUUGCUUAUUGUGGGGCAUCAGUGAUCUCAAGGGAAUGGAUUCUGUCGGCAGCUCAUUGUUUUCAAGGAAACAGGCUAUCCGAUCCUCGAACUUGGACUGCGCACUUAGGCAUGCGCACUCAAGGGAAUGCCAAGUUUGUGUCUGCGGUGAGAAGAAUCAUUGUUCACGAAUACUAUAACAGCAGAAACUAUGACUAUGAUGUUGCACUGCUACAGCUAAGCAUGCCAUGGCCUGACACAAUGAAACACGUCAUUCAGCCGAUCUGCAUACCUCCACUUUCACAUAAAACACACAGUGGCAAGAAGUGCUGGAUAACAGGCUGGGGUCAAAGGCAAGAAGCAAAUGACCAGGGUUCAGCAAUUCUGCAGAAAGCCGAGGUAGAAAUUGUUGACCAAACAUUGUGUCAUUCCACAUAUGGAAUUAUCACAGCCCGGAUGCUAUGUGCGGGGGUGAUGUCUGGGACGAAAGAUGGAUGUAAAGGUGAUUCUGGAGGACCUCUCUCAUGUCGAAGCAAUGGUGAUGGAAAGUGGUUUUUGACUGGCAUUGUUAGCUGGGGUUAUGGCUGUGGAAGACCAAAUUUCCCUGGUGUAUACACCAGGGUGUCAAAGUUUUCUCCGUGGAUUCACAGAUAUGUGCCUUUGAGUCCUAAUCUUCACCAUCUCCAGUCUCCUCAAGAAGAAAUCUCAUAUGUGCAGCAUUCUUUCUUCAAACAGAUGAAUUUGCAUUUCUGGAGAAGAUGGCUUCUAGGAAUGUUACCUCUGAUUUCCUUAACAGUCACUGUACUCAUGUUGGUCCUGUACUAUUCAUUAUCUCCAGCGUUCUCCUUUAUCUAUAUUGGUGGAAGUGUAGAAAUACCUAACUUGACCUAUACCAGUGACCUCACUGAUCCAAAGUCACAGAAAUUUAUAAUGGAAGCAGAAGCAAUCCAGAGCUAUUUUGCAGAACUAUAUGAGUCUUCUACAUUAGGGAAAUAUUACUUGAAAUCUGUUGUUGCUGCAUUUAGCGAAGGAGAAGAUAGUCUCCGAGCUUACUACUGGAAUAAAUUCUGGGCACCGCAAGAGAUAGUGCACUCUUUCAAAAAACUAACCUCACUAAAACAUAAGAAAAUAAUCCGUAAACAUACACUUCAGACUACUAAUUCUUCUGCUGAAUCCUUUCCCGUGGAAGAGGAUUUUGAUCUCUUAACAAUGGAGCUUUUUGUUUCAGAUUCUUCAGACUAUGAUGUGACACUGAAGUCAGCAGUAUCCUUCGACCUGUAUGCAAAGCCAGGUAACAACAGGACUUUAACUUUGAUGAAUCCCAAGAAAUCUUUUUAUCAGUGGAGGCUGCGUGUUCCUUCUAACUAUAUUGUGAAACUUGUAGUCCUUACUCUGCAUGGUGUCACUCCAGGGAGCUGUGCAUCACACAGAUUAUCUGCAUAUGAUUUUCUUCUUCCUCUUCAGAACAAGAUCAUUACAAGGUGGUGUGGAGUACCAGGGGCCUGGAGUCCUCCUAUCAUACGGUUAACUUCAUCAAGUAAUGUUAUGCUGGUCACCUUCUCGCUGGACAGAAGAAAAGAGAGUAACAUGCUAAAAGCAUACUUCCAAGCUGUUCCUAAAGUUGUCUGUGGUGGGCAUUACAUCUCUUGGAAUGGGACAGUGAGCUCCCCUUAUUAUCCAAGCUACUAUCCACCGAAUAUUGACUGCAGCUGGCUACUCAGAGCACCCCUACCUGGAUAUAAAUUGUCGCUAAAAAUCCUUGUCAUACAAAUUCAAGAGAAGUCUCCAGGGUCCAAUAAAUGUGAUAAGGACUGGUUAGAAAUUGAUGGAGUUAGAUAUUGUAAAACUAUUGCUGAAAGCAGAAGAAACAAGGAAUAUGGCUAUUCAGUUGCAAUUAAUUUCCAUUCAGAUGAACUGGUCACACACAGAGGGUUUUAUAUUGAAUAUAAAGCUUUCAGUCACACGGACCCAUGUCCUAGACAAUUUAAAUGUACAGACAGAACAUGCAUUCCUUUAAACAACCAAUGUGAUGGAUGGAAAGACUGCUCAGAUGGCAGUGAUGAAUUAGACUGUGGCUGUAGUCCAGAGGAGUCUAACUGUGGCGAUGGAAAGUGUAAACACCAUUCAAAGACAUGCAAAGGGGACGACAGUUGCGGAGAGGAUAGUGAUGAAAAUGAUUGCCCCUAUAAAAGUUGUUCUUCAUAUGCAUAUAAAUGCCUGAAUGGAAAAUGCCCCACAAAACCAAACCCAGAAUGUGAUGGAAUAAGAGACUGUGGAGAUGGCUCUGAUGAAAUGAAUUGUGCUUGUGGAAGAAUACAGUUAAAAAAACCUAGAAUUGUUGGAGGUGAAGAUGCAAGAUCUGGAAAGUGGCCUUGGCAAGCAAGCUUGCAGAUGGGAAUGUAUGGCCAUAUCUGUGGUGCAUCUGUUGUUUCAAAUAGGUGGCUGUUAUCUGCUGCCCAUUGUUUUCUGGACUCUGAUUCUAUAAGAUACUCUGUGCCUUCUGGCUGGAAAGCGUAUAUGGGCAUAAGGAUCAUUAGUAAAAACAGCAAUCAUGUAGCUAUGAGAUCAAUCAAAAGGAUUAUUGUCCAUCCACGGUAUGACCAAUAUAUCUCAGACUAUGACAUUGCCCUGUUGGAAAUGGAGACACCAGUAUUCUUCAGUUACCUUGCCAAAACACUGCAAGAAGCUAAAGUGAAAAUAAUUAAUCAAAGUAUUUGCAACAAGCUAUAUGAUGAUCUCAUUACAUCUCGAAUGCUGUGUGCUGGAAAUCUUAACGGUGGCAUUGAUGCAUGCCAGGGUGAUUCUGGAGGUCCAUUGGCCUGCAUCGGAAAGGGAAAUAGAUGGUAUCUUGCUGGCAUUGUCAGCUGGGGUGAAGGAUGUGCUCGGCGUAACCGCCCUGGUGUAUAUACAAAAGUGACAGAGCUUUAUGACUGGAUUCGUCAGUACACAAACUGAUGCGCUUAGAAGAAGGAAAAAGUCACCGUUUUUACCGGAGUAAACCAUGAAAUAUGUUUUUAUGAUGAUAUCAUAAGGAAACACUGUAGAUGUUUGUGCUGAAGUUCAUAUAUGUAUAUUUUUAAGACCUAAAAUUGUUGUUAACUUCUCUGCGCAUUUCAGGAACAGUCUGAACUGAAAGUAACUUUCUCCAUCUUCAAUGUCUUCAUCACCAGAAACGGACAAACAGGGUUGAAUGAAAUAAGAAUGGAUUAUAACCUUGGGCCAAAUUCCAAUCAAACCUUAUUGGAUGUUUGGAUAAUUCAUUUCCUCUCCUCUUUCCUCCUCUGCAGCCUCAACACAUAUAAAUACAUACACUCUCCAUAUGCAAUGUGUUGGGGUUUCAGCCAGGAUCAAGGGCCUACUUCUCACAUCUGGUCAAAAUACACAAACUGCAAGUCAGGGUGGUGUGCAAAGGUGGGUUAAAGCUCUCCUUCAUUCAUAGUGCUGCUACGCAGGACUGCUCCCACCUGUGCUGUGUUUAGAGGAACUCUCAGGCUGCUCUACCUUUUAAUAUGGUUUUUAAUAGCUGGAAGAGGCCAAAAACAUAGCUCAGGUUUGUUGUGAUAUAGGGGUACCCCAAACUCUCUCCCACUUGGGUAGCCAUGAUCCCUCUCCUUGUUAAGUUAGCAGUAGGAAGGGUGUUUGGCGUUCAAGACCAAAGAUAACACUAAGCUAUGCGCCAAUGCUUGCUUCUCAUGAUCUUCCCUGGGCUGGUUAAGACAAGCAUACAGGGGUGCUGGAACAAUUUUUAUAGUGGGGAUGCUGAGAGUUCUUGAACCAAACUAUAGACCCUGUAUAUAAAGGAAACCACUUCAAGCCGGGGGUUGUGGCAGCACCCCCAGUAUCCCUAGUACCAGCACCUAUGCAAACAUGUGAUCAAAUAUCAUCAGUAGUGUAGCACAAAUCAGUCACGUUAAACCUGAAGAUCUGGCUCUAAACUUGCAAAGACUGAAAUGCCAUUAUUGGUGGCUUUAGAGUGAUGGUAUUCUAGAACAGGAGAAAAUGCUGAGUUUAUUAAGAGGAGCUCAGUUCAGUUAAUCUAAAGGAAACUGCACCUAUUAGAUGGAGAGAGAAUUCUUUUUCAGUCUGGUACAAACAAAACUUCACACACACAAGCUCCCUAGCUGCUAUCAAAUGUUAAACUAUAUAAUCACAACACAUUCUCAUGAGCUGAUUAUACUUUGUGAGAACAAACCUGUUGCUAGCUACUUAUGGUAAUAGACAUUCAAAUUAAUUCUUUUGUGGGUCUCAGACUGCAAUAAGAGUGUCAUCUUGAAU